Molecule: messenger RNA, 2754 nt
Organism: Malania oleifera
Lineage: Eukaryota; Viridiplantae; Streptophyta; Magnoliopsida; Santalales; Ximeniaceae
Exons: 13
Coding region: 490-2499 (669 amino acids)
Biological process (GO): de-etiolation; cellular response to calcium ion; regulation of stomatal closure
Source: RefSeq, a predicted model, not a curated record
AAUUGAAUGAGACCAUUUGUCCUCAUUUAUCAAUCACCAAGAAAAGAAAAAAAAAAGAAAAAACGAGAGGCAAAGACGAGCGAAAGAGAUCAAGCGAACGGAUUCGACAAGCCACACGAUUUUCCCUGUCAUAUCUCUUGCCUCUCGUUUCAUUUUCACGCAAACUUCAUUGGAUAAUCAUCGGAUAAAAUCAAAACCCAUUUCAAAUUCAUACUCUCAACUGGGAAAGCCCGAGCUUCAAAUACUGACUCGCGCCACACUCGGCUAAUUCUGACUCUGGAGAUUGAAUUUCAGAAAACCCAUUUGACGCGCGUGUCAUCAAAUUGAAUGGGUUAUCAGUUCUUAUCGAAAAGGGUUGUGUUUUUGGUUCGUGGGUUUGUUUGAGUUCGGAGAUUGCGAUGCUCUAUUGCUGAGAUCGUCUGCAUUUUCAAUCGUUCAGCAGAAGAUGAAAAUUUGGUGAAUCCCUUUGUGGGUUUCGUUGGUGCGAGAAUGUUGCCCCUCUGCUCAGCCACACCAAACUACUCUUUUCAUUCUCGGAUUCCAACCCAUGGAGGACACCAGCCCAUUUUUUCAUCUUGGAAGGUUUUUGAGAUCAAAUGCAUUGUAGAAGACAAGAUUACUUUUGGCUUGUCAAAUGAUACCCAUUUUCAGGGAGUUUCUUUCAAAACACAAGCUACAAGUUCUUUCUUUUCUAAUUUCACUGGAAACACUGAACAAUCAAGUUUCACUGGUUUCAUUAACAUGCCUUCCAGUCCUAGUAAAUUAGAUGACUAUGAAUGCAUAUUUUCAAAUAAGUGGAGCUAUCCAGUGGGGUCUUUAAGUGAACCAAAUUCUGCUGGAAGGGGAGAUCUGAAAUUCAUUGAAAGUUCUGGUGUAUUUGCUGUGGGAGAUGAGUUUGCAGGCUUGACGGACCAGUUGCCUGAAAGCAAUAGUAAUUUAUCAAUAGGUGCUGAUCCUGAAAUCAUAUCAACUAUUGAUGCUGUUCCAGAUAGUCCUGCAUUGGGUUCUGAUUCCUUGGGCAUGGAUGGUGAUUCAUUAUCUAAUUUGAAAACAAAUGUGGAAGACCUUUAUAGAGCAAUUAAUGAGUCCAUAGGUUCUUCAGCCAAUAAAGGAGAAAACAUUGUCAAAAGCUUGUUAGAUGUGGGUAAUUCAUCUCUAACAUUGGCUAUCAAGAAUGCCACUGAAGCAGUUGAUAAUGCUGUCAAUGAACUGCUUUCAACUGUUGAUCAAGCAAAAGAAUUUGCUGGUAAUGUAUUAACAAGCUGGUCAAGCAACUUAAAGGAUGCAACGAGCAAUGCAGGUGUUAUUGCUGUUGAUGUUUUGAGACAGACAAUUGUUGCAGUUGAGUAUUCUUUAACAAAUGGGGCUACAUAUGUUGUUUAUUCUUAUGGGUUUGUUAAGGAGCUGCUUCCUCCAGAUAUCCAUAACCUAUUUAAUUUGACUGAAGAGCGAGCAAUAGAAAUAUUGAGGCCUGCUGGGACAGCACUUCAACAGGUUUAUGUUGCUAUUGAGGGGCUGGAGAGAGGCCUUGGUUUGGAUCCCAGUGAUCCAAUAGUUCCAUUCAUUCUUCUUGUUGGAACAUCAGCCACUUUAUGGGUCUUUUAUUGGGUAUCGAUACAUGGUGGCUACUCGGGUGAUUUAUCACCUUUGUCAACUUUGGAGCUCUUGUCUGGGAAGGAGAGUGUCGCACUUAUUGAUGUCCGAUCUGAGGAUCUGAGAGAAAGAGAUGGUAUUCCUGAUCUUCGACGAGCAGCUCGGUUUCGAUAUGCAAACGUUACUCCACCUCAGUUAGAUGGCCCUGUACAAAAGUUAUUGAAAAAUGGAAGAGAGCUUGAUGAUGCUUUGCUUGCUGUUAUCAUUCGGAACUUAAAGAUUGUUCAAGACAGGUCUGGGGUCAUUGUUAUGGAUGCGGAUGGUACUCGUUCCAGAGGCAUUGCAAGAUCCUUGAGGAAACUUGGGGUUAAGAAACCAUACCUGGUCCAAGGUGGCUUUCAGUCUUGGGUGAAACAGGGCCUCCGAAUUAAGGAGCUCAAACCUGAAACUGCCCUUAGUAUACUUAAUGAGGAAGCUGAGGCAAUCCUGGAGGAUAUCAGUCCUACACCUCUGAAACUGCUUGGGUAUGGUGUGGGCUUCAUUGCAGCUGUAUAUGCAUUAUUAGAGUGGGAGAUUACGCUACAAUUUAUUGGCAUUGUUGGCCUUGGUCUGACUAUAUACAGGAGGUUGUCUUCCUAUGAGAACUCCGAAGAUUUUAAACAAGAUUUGAGGGUGUUGCUUGCUCCUGCUAGACUCGGAGCUCAAGCAUUUUCAUGGGCAGCUGGGAAAUUAGAAACGAAUGGCAUCGGACUCCCAACUUCACCUUCAUCUGCAGAUGUUCAAAACCGGGUGUUGCAGGCAGCUGCAAAACAUGAAUCUCAACCAUCUGAUAUCGAGGAAUUCAAAGACCCAAUUCCCGAAUCGGCAGUUCCUGUCAAUGACAAUGUGGAUCUCUCGGAAGCAUGAGGUUUAAGAUUCUUCUCUUGCAGUGUAUCAUCUCAAUUUGAGCCACUUGGGUCAAUUGUGUAACCACAGAACAUAACUCUACACAUUGCUAUGUAACUUAAAUGAGAUGCAACCGUUUGGUGUCGAAAAACGCGAGUUUUGCUCACUGAACUAUUGAUUCCAGUUGGCAGGAGUAGAAAUGUUUGCAGUGUGCAGUUUGCAGUUUGAGACGACACUUGUGGUAAAAUUAAUCUCAGAAUGCUGGAAUUUUGCCAA